This is a messenger RNA of Cynoglossus semilaevis (tongue sole), 10557 nucleotides long. RefSeq names its product tet methylcytosine dioxygenase 2 (gene tet2). Gene Ontology annotation, molecular function: DNA 5-methylcytosine dioxygenase activity. The coding region runs from base 2396 to 7798 and encodes 1800 amino acids. Gene Ontology annotation, biological process: positive regulation of transcription by RNA polymerase II; chromosomal 5-methylcytosine DNA demethylation, oxidation pathway; myeloid cell differentiation. The transcript is spliced from 11 exons. NCBI's taxonomy places the organism in Eukaryota, Metazoa, Chordata, Actinopteri, Pleuronectiformes, Cynoglossidae. The record is from RefSeq and is a predicted model, not a curated record. Gene Ontology annotation, cellular component: nucleus.
UUGGGAUUCAUUCCCACUGCAUGUGUAUGACUGGGAAAACCAUUAGUCAGCAACAAACAGUAAUAACGCCUCAUUGUUGCUCAUCGUCAUCUCCAGGUGUGAAAUCGGUCAAUUGACAAGUGUGCUUCGAUUUUGAUGACCCCGGGUCAGCGCGAGGUCACGGCUCUGUGUUUACAGAUGAGGUGAUGGCACACGCCGCUGCCCCUUUGAAAGGUGACAAGGUGAGAGGAAUGACGACUUAAUCUCUUAUUUACGAGUUACAGUAGCAGCGGAGGGGGCGCGGCCCAGCGGAGAGUCGUCCUCCCUGACCUCCUGAACAGACACACGGUGGAAAUCAAUGCAGCCAUUUUAGAUUGUAUGUGUAAAAAAAAUCAAUUUGUUCAGAGACAAGAAAACAGAAAAUGUUGAUAAAAGUCUUUCUGCCGAAAACCAAAACUGGACUUCUGUGCUAUUUUCGGGAGUCAAUUUUCCGUGGCCAGAUAUUUGGGGUUUCUUUCCUAUAAAAAAAAUAGAAAUUCUUAAAAACUAGUACGCUAACUAAACCAUCACAUUAGAUUAGGAUACAUCUCCAAACAUCCAAAACACACAUUAACUACAGCUGUGACUGACAAAAAAAACAAACAAACAAACAUCAAAAUCAACACUUUUUCAUGAUGCGUUUGACCAACUACGUCACCGGGGGCAGUUUAACUCUGUGACAAGUGCUCUGGAGCCAAGAGAAAUGUUGGGCCAGAUGUCAAUGGGUCUAUUUUGUCUGUGUAGGUUGUGUGUUGCAGCCUGAGUGACUCCCCCUCCCCCUCCCUGUUUCUUUGCCUCCCCUGUUAUGUCUAAAAACAAAUUUGCUUUUCUGCUGUGGAUCCUGAAACGACUGAGUCAACGAAUGAGUUCAGAAAAUGCCGGGGUCUUCUCUUUUAUGUGGAGCUAAAAGCAGUUUAUUGAUGCAAAAGCCCUGAACUUAAUGAGGAAUAAAAUAAUAGGUUCCACUGCAGCCAAUAGGAAGUGAUUAUUUGCAAAAACAGCUCUAAAAGUAGGAAUCUGCUAUUACAGUGAAGGACGGGCUACGAACCAGUAAAUUAAAGAGCAUCAACAAAAAACAUACUGUUUUUCUACUUGCAAAAUUUAAAUAAAAAGAAGGGGAAAAUCUUUCAAACUAACUCUCAACUGUUUUUAUAUUUCUAACCGACCGCCGCCCGGUUGUGUUUUACGUUGCUGCCUCUUUCUCCUUCAAGCCCACGUGGCCGGUGUCAACAGGAGGUAGGUCUUGGCAGACACGUUAAGCCUAGUAUGUUGUCUGUAUCUGUAGACAGGCUGGAGUGUUGUCUUUCAGCCCGCUCUAAAAAUGAGCCAGGCAGCAAGUAGGUCAGCGAGUCAGUCCGCCAGCCAGUCAAGGCGUGCCAAAAUAAGACGCUGCUGUUAGCAGUGUGCAUGUUGCUCAACCGGUUGGGCUGAAAAACUGACCACAUGUGACAGUUGCUGCAGAGCACACAAAAAAAAAUCCAGAGGUGUUACAUCAAAGGGGAACUUCUUUAACCUGAAACAGACGGUAGGAGAUGAAAUAAGGAAACCAAGAUAGGCAAAAAAAAAGGGAGGGAAAAACCCUGAGUCACUUUGCUUCCUGUCUAAAAAAGGAAGGGGGUGGAGGUGCCUUCAUCUCUCACAGCCUGACAGUUGAGACCAGUGCAAUAUUCAAAAAAGUGCACAGGGGGGAGGAGGAGUCCUGUCCUGUUCACUGGAUCCACUCCAGUGCUUCAGGGCAGCCAUCAUGGUGUUCACUAUUGUGUGCGGCUGAGGGGAAAAAGAAAAAAAAAAAAAAGAGGAGGGAGCAGAAAGAGAGAGGGGGGGAGAGAAAACCUGUCUCUUUGUGUGGGAAGGACCCAGCAGGAAAGUGAUUUUUUUGAUUAUGAGAGUUAGCCAGCAAAGCACAGCUCUUCCCCUGGACCUGCAGCAACAUCUUGUCCACCCAGGGUGGGUGUCUCUGCUGUCCCACACGGCUGUGACACACCGGCGUGCUCCUGGAGCCAGCCAACAGCGACACCCGGGCUUGUGCUGAUGAUGAGAGCCGACGUCAGAGUGGUUUCCAUGAAUAUUGAUGUGGAGGAUAGUCUGUUUCAUAGAAGAACAGAAGGAGGCAAGAUGGCUGCCCUUUAGGAUUUGUAAAAGAGGAGCUCCAGACGGUUUGUUGGAAUUUCUACAAAGUGGAGGGACGUGAAGUAAGCUCUUAGAAACAAGUGACGUUUUGAAACACAAUCAUCCGAUGUGACCUGGACUACAGCUGUGUAACCUGUCUGUGACGUUGGUGUGAAGGUCACAUGGUUCAAACCUCUCCUUCAAAACCAGACUGAACCAGUCAGGACGAACAAAGGGCUGCCCUUUGGAUGGACUCUGAUCAGGCCAGAUGGAAACAGAACAGACCAGUCAUGAGAAGGAAGAAAGUUUGAUGUUAUCACAAUUUGGCACACCUCAAGGGAUUCCUCACAAGUUACAGAAUGGCAGCCAGUCUUCAGAAAGAGAUCUGCAGAUCAAUGGGGAUACAAACUGGAAUCAUUUUAAGCCUAACACAGGUGUCAACUGCAUGAAGAGGCACAGCCCCUCUCUGGGACAAGGGCUAUUUGAUCAAGGAGCCUACAUGAUGAAUGGAGAAUUUAUGAAUGGGGAGCUGAAGCAUGCCCUCACUGAACAAUCUUUACUGGUGCACCAGCCUAAAAGACCGAAAAUAGAUCCUGGGAUGAAGGGAAAUGCUGACAGGAGCUCCAGUUUGCUGGAUAAUUUUCCAGCAUUGACAAGAGCAACAGAAUUUGAAUGCAAUGCCCAACACAGAGAGGUUACAUUAGACAAGAGACACUGUAAUUUUCAAAACGGGGACAUUUUCUAUCUGCCGAGGGAUAAACAUGUGUCAGUUCCAAAUGGUGCUAUCUCGCCUCCUUCAACUAUGGAAACCACUCCGGGUGAUCUUUUGGAAAAAACACUAUCCCAGUAUUACCCCGAACAAGUGUCAAUUGCAACAAAUACAUCUGGGACCCCACACAAUGCUGCUAACAGUGUUCUGGCAAAUAAGUUGCCCAGUGAAGGUGCUCAACAACUGUCACUGACCUCAGGAUUGCACAUGUCAGCUCAGAUGCCUGAAACACAGGAAGAGCAGAAUGUGACAUCUGGCAAUGCUGAAGCAAGCAAAGAUUACAGUCCUGCCACCAAUACUGUGAAUGGAUACUCCAACAGUUUUGGCAUAGAACACCAGCAACCAGCGCAUCAGCAGCAAUUGCCUACCCACUCUGGUCAGGAGUUAGCUGCAGGUUAUCUAGCUGGAAUGAGCUUACCUAAAAGUACUGCCAAUACCUCACAACAACAAAAUGGCUCACAGUGUUAUCCAACUGAUAAUGUUUCUCAAGGUUUAUAUGGGAAAUCCAGUCCCGUGUUUACCCAAACAUCCUUCUUGAACCAAGGUGCUCCUCUACAAUCGUCAGAGACAGGUUUCAAUGCAGGUCCAUACUCCGAGAGACAAAAAAUGGGACAAGUUGAAGGACUUGGGACUGUUCGGCAUCAGCAUUUUAGUACCGACAGUGGUCAUCAGCAUGGAAUUCAACCCCAAAACAUAAAACCACACGUAGGUGACCGUAUUCGACCCAUGACAGAUAGUCUCAAGCAUUCUGUUGUAGAAAAUAGAAUAGAGAAUAUCUCAAACCACAGAAGUAACUUAAGUUCAACUUCACACCAAAGAGGUUGGAUAGAGUUAAAUGCUUCACAUCCCCACCAGCAACCUCAGAGUGGUCAGUCAACUCUGGCACCAGACCAGGAUAUUUGGAAAGGCCUCUCUGCAAAGUCUCAGUCAGACCCACGGGCAGCUAACCACCAUCUUCAUAGACAGAUGUUGCAACUGACCCCAGAGCAAAGACCUGAUACAGAUUUCAUGGACAGUAGCCAGAGGGCUAACAAUGUGCAGAAAAAACAGCAAGAUUGCCUUCCAGGCCAACCACACUGUGUUUCAGCCCAGCACAACACUGCCACUGAGUGGCAGCAGUCGAGUUCUGAAGCAUCUCAGAUGCACCAACCUCUACCUGAGCAGCUUAAGUUUACUCCAAAUCAGUCAACUGUAAGGCACUACCACAACCAGGUGCAGUCAGAUCCUUUAUGUGAGGACCCUGACCUGCAGAAAAUAUUGUCACCUGAGAUUUUAACAACACAACAACAGCACUGUCACCAACAACGACCCCUGUCCCACCCACCACAAUAUGAAGGGCAACGGCCCCCAUCCACAAAUUACAGACCUCACAGUCAGCCUCCACCGGGUCACCAACAGCUCCAACCCAGCCAAUCUAAUAAAGCAAUUUCUGGCCAAGUCAAUAACUCACAAAACCAACAUGGUGAGAAUGCAUUGUUUAGUUACAAUAACUCUAAAGAAAUCCAACAACUACAACAGAGUCUAAGGGAGAACUCACCAAACGCAGGUAACAGUUCCCUGAAGCAAUAUCAACCACAACAGGCAAACAGCAACUGCCAGGAACUCAACAACAAAGACUUUCCUCAGCUCUCGUCCCAAUCACAACCUCAGCUUCUACAGGGUGCAUUAAAUCCACAGGUAUCAACACAGAUGUAUCUUGAACAACAGCUAAAAACAUCAAGCACUCAGGUCCAAAGUGGACCUCGAUUACCCAUGGGUCCUUUAAGCCCCAGUAGAGACUUUCAGAGGCACGCUGCCCUUCGUAUGCACCUGUUACAAAGGCAGGAUCGACAGAACCUGCCAUAUCCAGCUCAGGGUUUAAUUGACCCCAAAAGCAGCUUUAAGUGUAUAAAACUGGAAAAUGGACCAAGAUUUGAGGCCUCUGCAUUACAGCAACAGGAGCAAAAUGUAAAGAUGCAAGGUGGCAUUCAAGUCAAGCAGGAAAAUCAAGAAUCCCUGUGUAUGCAAAGCAAAAGCCAAGGCAGCAUCUUGGCCUCCAUGGAACAGAGUCUGAAGCAGUACCAGCUGUCACCUGUAUUUGAGAAAAAAUCUUUUGUCAUUAAUGCAGCCAACAAGGUCAAAGUGGAAUCUUCUGGCAGUGUGACAGUCUUAUCAACUAAUACUGAAAUAAAUGGAGUAGAAUCAUUUGCAGCGGCCACCAAUGCUGUCUCUGUAAAAAACACACCUGAGAUUACACCUAAGAAGGAAAACCUCUUGCAAAGCUUUAUGGAAUCUCCGAUGAAGCUGCUGGAUACUCCCAUAAAGAAUUUGCUUGACACUCCUUUAAAAACACAGUACGACAUAGCAUCCUGUCACUGCGUUGAACAAAUCAGCGAGAAAGAUGAAGGCCCAUACUACACCCACCUGGGUUCAGCACCUAGCGUUGCUGGUAUACGGGAGAUGAUGGAGAAAAGGUCUGGCCUCACUGGUUCCGCCAUCAGAAUUGAGAAAGUAAUAUACACUGGCAAGGAAGGAAAAAGUACACAGGGGUGCCCCAUUGCUAAAUGGGUGAUUCGUAGAUCCAGUGUAGAGGAAAAGGUUCUCGUUUUGGUGAAGCAACGAAAUGGUCAUACAUGUGAAACAGCAUGUAUCAUUGUGGUAAUGCUCAUCUGGGAAGGCAUUCAGCCAGGCCUCGCUGACCGCCUCUACUUCGAGCUUAGUGAAACUCUAACAAAGCAUGGGGCACACACUCAAAGACGAUGUGCUCUCAAUGAGGAGAGGACCUGUGCAUGCCAGGGGCUAGAUCCUGACUUCUCUGGAGCAUCAUUCUCUUUUGGCUGUUCAUGGAGCAUGUAUUACAACGGUUGCAAGUUUGCCAGGAGCAAAAUUCCAAGAAAAUUCAAGCUACUAGGAGAUGACGUAAAAGAGGAGGAGAAACUGGAAAAAGAACUUCAGAAUUUGGCAACGUUGUUGGGUCCUCUGUACAAAACUAUGGCACCUGAAGCCUAUGGAAACCAGGUAGAACAUGAACGAAGGGCACCGGAUUGUCGACUAGGGCUCAAGGAGGGUCGUCCAUUUUCUGGAGUCACUGCUUGCAUGGACUUCUGUGCCCAUGCCCACAGAGACCUCCACAACAUGCAGGGUGGCAGCACUGUGGUCUGUACAUUAACGCGCGAGGACAACCGAGAGAUUGGGAAGAUACCUGAGGACGAGCAACUCCACGUUCUCCCACUUUAUAAGGCUUCAAACACUGAUGAGUUUGGCAGCGAGGAGGGUCAGCUAGAUAAAAUAAAGUCAGGUGCCAUUCAAGUCUUGAGCACCUUUCGCCGCGAAGUUCGCAUGCUUUCAGAGCCUGCGAAGUCUUGCCGACAAAAGAAGUUGGAAGCUAAAAAGGCAGCUGCCAAUAAGAAUGCCAUGCUUGAGAGCGCAAAUGAUAAGGCAGAGAAAGCACUCCUCUCCAAGCAAAAAACUGGCAGUUUGGAAAAUACCACACAAAGCACACAUGUAGCAGGACCUAUUCCUGGAGCCAUAGGUGCAGCACUACACCAAGGUUUGCCACAACACCAACCUGGGGCACAUCCACAGCAGUUACAGCAGAUACAGCAGUUACAGCAGUUACAGCAACAACAGCAACAACAGCACCAGAGGAUUUUACCCCCUUAUCCUGGUUCAACAAAUGCACCCAAUUACCCCAAAUACCCCGGUCAUCCAGGCUCUUUUCCAAGCACUUCCAAGCCUGGCAGUUUGUAUCCCCCCCAGCCACCAACACCUACAAGCCCUUAUCAUUCCCCACUCCAUACACCAAACUCUUACAUGAACAGACAAAAUCAACCAUAUCCUGGUUUUAAAGGUAAUGGGGGAAUGCCCAUUGACAAUUUUCUUCCAUACUAUGCUUCCAACCCAAAGCACAUGGACAUGUACCAACAACAACGACCAGCGCUUUACCCAGAACAGCAGUACAGUGCACAUCAUCGUUAUGAAGUCAACUAUCCACCAAUGUACGGACAGCCAGGUAUGCAGGUCGAUGGUUACAAUCCAUGCAACAUGAGGCCAGUUCCCUCUAUGAGGCCUUACACUCCCUAUGGUCCCAAUGGAGGAACUGAACUCCAGUUUAUGGACCCCCUGUCUCGAACAUCCAAUCCAGUUCAUGGAGGUCUUGACUAUACAUCAGCAGUGAGUCAAGGCACUCAAUUUGGUGGAUACCCAAAUCCAUACCUCUCUCGAGGCCCUCAAAUGUUGCCACCAGGUCAGGAUCCUUUCAAAAUGCAAAUCAAAACAGAAAUGGGAAUGCCUGGGCCCCAGAUGACCUCCUCUCAGUUGGGAGCUGGCUGCUUAAAGCCUGAGCCACAGCCAGGAUUAGGACAUCCUAACGGAAGUCUCUUGGCCUCCGGUAUCAAACAGGAGCCAGGAACACCACAGACACCCACAACUCCACAAAAGCCUGUGAUAUGGUCAGACAAUGAGCACAACUUCUUGGACCCGGAUAUUGGUGGUGUGGCAGUUGCACCAAGCCAUGGCUCAGUUCUAAUUGAAUGUGCCAAACGGGAGCUUCACGCAACAACACCCCUCAAAAAUCCUGACCGCCAACACCCAACACGCAUCUCCUUGGUUUUUUAUCAGCAUAAAAAUCUGAAUGAAGCCAAGCAUGGUUUGGCGUUAUGGGAAGCCAAGAUGGCAGAGAAGGCGCGGGAAAAAGAGGAAGAUGCAGAAAGAAAUGGUGGUGAGGGGACACCAAGUAAGAGCAACAAGAAGGGGGUGAAGCGGGAGCAUUCAGAGUCAUAUGACCCCAACACGGUACCUCCGUACAAACGUUUUAUCCAGAGGUUACUGGAGGGCUCCUUGUCAUGCACAACAAACACCUAUGUUAGUACAACUCCAUAUGCCUUCACCAAGGUCACAGGACCUUACAGCAAGUUUAUGUAAAAAAUGUUAUUUCAAAAAUUGAAGGUGCUUUAUUUAUGAAAAAACAGAAAGACUUCCUGCACCACUUGCCUAUUCUGAACACCGCUAAACAUUGCAUAGUCGAAAUAACCUCUGUCAACUGGUCUUUCACCUCUACAGUAACCGAGCUUUACUAGUUGAACCAACUAACUAUGUAUUUAUUUUUGGCAGAGGAGUUUUGCAAGUACAGUGUCAGAUUGUUUGGUGCUUUUAGUCAAAUACACAAGGAUCUAUUUUUUUACAGAAACUAUUUUUUUUCCUGUCUUUGCUUCACUUUUCUUACGGGAUUUUGUGAAAAUGUUGACGGAAACACUGCACUGGUGAACGACAACCUCCAUGGUGCUUACGUGCAUCUGUCACCGUUUCUAAGGAUUACACACACAACCACAACACGUGCUACAAUUCAAAGCAACAGUUAAUUUCCACAGGAUACUGAAAAAUAUUUCCCCACAUCAUCAGCAUAAUAAUGUUUUGUGGCAGGUCAGUGUCUUACAGCACUUUUUAAAUGGAAAAAGAUAAUUGUUUUGAUUGUUUAAAGAUUACUUUAACAAAAAUUGGGUUAUACUGUGUCGCUGCAGUGCCGGUGAUUGGGUUUCCAGCUGAACUCGACUUGAGCUUACAAGUCUGCAAACAUAGGGUAUGCUAUCACAUGCAAAAAAAAAAAAAAAAGACUAUCAUUGUGUUGGUGCUUUGUUCAACUUCCUAUGUAAUUUUUACUGUAAAAUAAGCCAUAUUGAAUGGUGCAUUUUAAACUUUUUUAGAAAAAAAAAAGAUCUUUUCCAGGUUUACCAUGUUGUUGGUUGACUUUUUAUGUACCUUACUGUCGGUUGAUUGAACAAUCCUGAAUUGUGAAUAUUACACUUUUGUUUUUCCUUUUGUGCUUGGUAAAUAUGCUUUUUUUCACUAAAGGAACAUAGAACAGGGUCAGCCCAGUGUCAGUCUCUGAAGGCAGCUGGCUUGCUGUGGGGUCUUUAAUUGUUGUUCUCUAACUGUAAGUAAUGCAGGUGAGAUUUGUACAGUAACUUAAUUUUUUUCUGUUUUUGAAUUACUGUUCUUCAUUUUGUGUUUUAAAGAAUGCUAACUUUAUGUUUCAUUUGGGUUUGACUGUUUUAUUUUCACAAGGUGCUAUACGACGUACUAGAGAUAUACAAUGUGACUCUUUAACCAGCGAGCAGGCUUUUAAAUAAUGUAUAGUACGUACCUGUCAUAUACCUCAAAACUAGUCUGGCAAUAGGAAUAUUGUUCUGUCGUUUGUUUUGUUUUUUUCUCUCUACAGUUCAACUAAGGGCCACCUAAGAGGCAUACAAGUUCAUGUCUUACUUUCUUAUGAUCUUUUAGAAAGUAUUACUUGAACUUGGUUUUUAAUGUUACUGUAAAAUCAGGGACAUUUUAAAGAAACAGUGUCUUCACCACCUGUAGUUAUCUUGCCAUACUGUCACUGAGGACGUCAUUGUUGCCCGAAUCCCCCCUUUUAUGUGUAAGCCAUCAAAAACACUUCCCCUGUAAUUUUACUUAUAUUUUGUGGUGACCUCCAAAAAAUAAUAAUAAGCGAUUUGAACACAGAUGCACUGAGCUGAUGAAAAGGUAUAUCAUCAUCUGGGUUAAAAAGAAAUCAAUUUGAUUUUGCAGGAACCACCGUGGCCGUGAUUACCAUAGUUGCACCUAUGUAUAAUUGCAUUUAUUUAUAACUGCUUAGUAAUUAUUAUGACACGCCCACAUCACCCACCCACACUCUCUACUCUAUUUGUGUCAGUUGAGGCAUCGCUAUAGAGUACACUAAAAUGACUGUAAUGUUUAGGUUAUAAAUUGUAGUCCACUCUUAAAACGUAUUCAUUUUCUGAAAGCACUUCAUUUCUUUUUUUCAGGAAAAAAAUAUGUAAUUAAGAAUUGCUAAAUGAUUUUAUUUAGGGAGAUUGUAAAUGUGUGUUAAAAAAAUUAAAUAAAUUAAUAAUGUCACCGUGUACAUACCAAGAAUUUGUAAUGUAGAAAAACAACUAAGUCUCCAAAAGUUGGCGUUGGCUAUUCUUAUUCUUUACAAGUGGGUCGCAGCUCUGUCACAUAUUCUGACACAAACCUUCCACACAUUCAGGUUACGACAACGAUCACUGAUUGAUAAUCCAGGACAUCUCUGUAAAUAUUAAUGUCACAGCAAUGUUUACAGUACUAGAGUAGUCCUUAGAAGUUCUAGAUCCGUCUCCUAGCUCUCCCAGUUUUGUAAAAAUAAAAAAUAAAAUAAAUAAAUAUACAUUACAGAUGUUUAUUUUCAUUGUACAGUGCCCAGCUACAGUAGCAGGUUGUGGGUGAGAAAGCCGAAGUAUCUAAGACAUAGCGGGUUACGAGCAUGGCCAUACUUGAAGAUGCUUCAGAGUGUUGCUGAGUGAGUCAACAUUACUUGAAUGACUUUCUGGGUUUAUCUAGUGCACUAUCUGUGCUGAGCUCAAAGGUUAAGCUAGCUGUUGAUACACAAUGUUUGUUUGUUUUUUCAGUAAGACACUAAAAGGUAUAAAAAAAAGAAAAAAAAAGAAAAAGCGCAACCUUUGGCCUGUCAUAUUUUAUAAAGGCUUACCUAGUUGUUUGGAAAUUUGAUGUGACAAAAAUGGAAUUAAUGAUUAUUGAUAUUAAUACUGUAAGUAUUGUAAUGUACUGAAUGCAGUUUAUUUGAGAACUGUUUAUUAUAUCAUUCCUGACAUUGCUGAGAUGUGGGUGUUUUUUUUAAUAAAAUUUAUAUUUAUUUAAAGCAA